Messenger RNA from Protomyces lactucae-debilis, 2541 nucleotides. RefSeq names its product microtubule associated protein-domain-containing protein. The record is from RefSeq and is a predicted model, not a curated record. Gene Ontology annotation, molecular function: microtubule binding. Gene Ontology annotation, cellular component: spindle; cytoplasm; mitotic spindle midzone. Bases 101 to 2188 code for a protein of 695 amino acids. NCBI's taxonomy places the organism in Eukaryota, Fungi, Ascomycota, Taphrinomycetes, Taphrinales, Protomycetaceae. Gene Ontology annotation, biological process: mitotic spindle midzone assembly; microtubule cytoskeleton organization. The transcript has a single exon.
UCCCUUUGUUUCCAAAACAAAGCGACAGCAACGACCAAGACGGACUCAACACUUGAAGUGAAGCUGCUGCUGGGAGGCCUGUCCUCUCCUAUAUCCUGCGAUGAGUGACUGGACGCGCUUCAAGGACCAGCUCGACGGCCACUAUGCAAAACUCCAUGCCCUCCACCAACAACUCGGCGGCGAACACCACGAUUCAGCCGCCACCAUCUUACACGUCGUUGAAGCGGCCCUCGACGCGUCUCUCGAUGCAACACGUCAAGAAUGCGAUGCCGUCAUUGCAGAUUGUCGUGCCAUGCAGUCAGAUAUGCAUCGUAUGCGUAUUGCAUUGGGCGAAACCUCUAUCAUCCUACAAGGACUCGAUGACCCAUUCUCUCAGGGUGCCGAGGAGAUUCCCAUUCAAGCACCACUGCUGCAUAGUCAAAAACUCAUCCAUGCAGAAUGGCAAGCUGUGAAGCGUGCCUUUCUUGAACGCGCAGACAAGGUGCUUGCGUUGUAUACGAAACUCCAAGCCUUUGUUGGGUUGGUAUCGCCGGAUGUGAUUCACCUCACCAUCCCCGAUUUGAGUGCAGCAGGUCCACCUGAAGAUGUGAGUCUUUUGAAGCUCGGUCAAAUUGAAGCGGCAUUGUCACGAUGUAGUCGUGAUGUACAGCGUAGGAAACGACAAGUCCAGCAAUACGGCAAGGAAAUUGUUCAGCUAUGGGCAGAACUCGCGGUAGAAACCUCACAACUCUCCUCACAACUCGAUCAGCAAAUCAUGUUGGAUAGUCAGACGAACCCGGAAGUACUCGGGUUGACGGAUGAAGCCAUUGCUGUGCUUGAACAAAAACGCAGUGUGCUCCUGCAGCAAAAAGAAGAACGUGCUGCAAAGAUUCAAACGGCAACCGUCACGGUUCGUAUGCUGCAUGCAAAACUCAAGCUACACCCACAAGAACUCACCAUCUUCCUGUCUCGUACACGCGGCGCGUCACAAGUGGCAGUCGAACACUGUGAGCGUGAAUUGGAACGUCUUGCAAUCCUCAAAAAGGAUCAUAUCGAGGAAUUUGUUCGAGAUUCACGCAUGGAGCUCGAAGCACUCUGGGAUCAACUCUUGCUCGGUGAAGAACAACGUCUGCAAUUUGAGCCAUUCUUUACAGCCGUUUAUACGGAUGCGAGUUUACUUGCGCAUGAGCAUGAAAUCACACGCAUCCAACAAGUCCUUGCAGAACAAGCGCCAUUACUCACGCUCAUCCAGCAACAUAUGCAGCUCGACACUGAACGACAAGAACUUGCGGCCAUCACAUCCAACCCCAAUAGAUUCAGAGAACGCGGCUAUAAUCCCAUGGCUGAAUCAAAACUCCGCAGUAAAGUUGAGAAGCGUCUACCAAAAGCAGAAGCAGCAUUGAGAGAAGCACUCGCUGCCUAUCAAACCCAGCAUGGCGAACCAUUCUUGGUAUGGGGAGAAUUAUACCUCGAUGGCGAUAGUCCACCUGCUGCAUCUCUUGCAGGUAGUACAGGCCAUGCCUCAACACGACCGAAAACAGCAACAGCUCCCUUUCAAGCGCCUGCAAUGCAACCGCACACAAAAGCAAGACCCCGUACACCUGCUGCGACGCUUAUUAGACCUGCGACGAUUGCUGCAGGGACACCAGCGACUACGGCGAGUAGUGUCAACAGACAUAGCAAUGGUCGUCAAUUAUCUGGCGAAGUGCCAUCGAGUGGUAGUUCAGGAACAAGUGGUCUUCGGCAUGCGGCAUUGAGUAAAUCUGUGGGAAGUCGGUCGAUAGGUACACCCAUUCGUCCUGGCCUGAAUGGAUUGACCCAUGUGGCUCAAACGGAGAGUGCAGCAAUGCGAACGAUGCCUGGUGGAAGUAUGUCACGCAUUUCUGGGCCAACGAGUAUGCCGAGACCGACGCAGACGAGCGCGCUCAAGGAACGACCACAUGCCAAUGUCAGCAAGAUUCCUGGACCGCCUGCAGUCUUGCAGAAACCCACCAUGGUGCCGCUUGUGAAACAAGUCGUUGAAUCAGCUGCUCUUGAUGUUGAGGCGAAGAGUGAGGUAGCGACUGAGGAGGUUGUAGCGAAGCAAGAAAAGACACGAUUCAGCUUUACGCCCGUUGCAGCGCAAGUAGCUCUUGGUAUGGCGAAUCCUGGACUGCAUCAGGUUGAUGAGGCUAGCUUUGAGGACGGCUGGGGUGGCGAGGGAUUCUGAUUGAACUGGCGAAACAAAGAUAACUUUACCGUGCUAUUUCGUUUCUUCGACAGAAAACAAUGAGAAGACCGUCCCUAUAAUUGAAGUUAUCUUGCGAUGGUGCUUUGGCAGACUCACGAGUCAAGUCAGUGAGAUACGGGCGCCAAUAAUCGGGUAUUGAAAUGAAAAUAUUAGUCUGAGAUGAGUCUUGACAUCCACCUUGGCGGCACCGAAUGACUUUGGAAUGACAAAUCGUACACGUUGCAGUUUCAAGUUGUUGUGCGCUCAGGCUUCUGCAUCAAGCACUUCAUUUGACGCAAGCUGACCAAAGAUACGAUGACCUGUCCUCAAUUCUCCAGGCACGCUCCAAAAUU